This is a messenger RNA of Aspergillus tubingensis, 303 nucleotides long. RefSeq lists its product as uncharacterized. Lineage: Eukaryota; Fungi; Ascomycota; Eurotiomycetes; Eurotiales; Aspergillaceae. Bases 1 to 303 code for a protein of 100 amino acids. The transcript is spliced from 4 exons. The record is from RefSeq and is a predicted model, not a curated record.
AUGCCUGUCUUCCACGUCGUCCUCUUCCGCUUGAAGCCAGGUGUUGCACCUGCUGAGCUCGAGGCCUGGGCCCGCUUGGGUAAAGGCAUGGUUGGCAAAAUUCCAGGACUACUGGAGUUCCAUGCCAACCCACCGGUGGCGAUGACCGCCUCCCGCGCCAAGGGCUACAAUAUGGGCUUGGUGGCUAUCCUGGAGAAACCGUCCGAUUUGCAGGUCUAUGCAACUCAUCCAGCUCACCUUGAAUUGCAUGAAAUGCGCGAGCAAUUAUGUGAGGAUACUUUGGCAUACGAUCUGGAGUACUAG